AAUGCAUUAGUUCUUUAGAUGAUGUUAUGUGGAAUUCUCUAGUUUCCUUUACAACAGUGCGAAUUUCUUGAUUAUGAUAUAUGUGGUUGCACAAAAAUUAUAAACCCUUGCUUUUUUAUUUAUUGUCCAAUUUCUUAAAUGAAAAAUGAAUUGUAGCUCAGAUCUCUUUCUUUUUCCUUUUUAUCUUUCUCCCUUUGGACCGGCAGUUCUUAAUCCAAUAUUGAAGCUUGUGUCUGGUUAUGGUGAAAGACAUUGAGCAGAAUAACCAGAUAGCACCCAGAAUUUUCUCUCUCGCGGGGUCAUUUACAUAUACCAAGGAGGAGAAAGACAAUUCAAAGAAACAAUCACAAUGAUGAGAUAAGUAAAUGAUGAUUAUAAUGUCAAGUUCAAGAGAAGAUUCUCAAGCCAAGCAAGAGGGUGACACCAAUAGUAUCAAGUUCUCCAAAGCAUCAUCUACCACUUCAAGACAAUGGUCAGCGUUCAGAAAUCCAAGAAUUGUGAGAGUGUCACGUUCUUUUGGAGGAAAAGAUAGGCAUAGCAAGGUUUGCACCAUAAGAGGGUUGAGGGACAGAAGGAUUAGGCUCUCAGUCCCCACAGCAAUUCAGCUAUAUGAUCUUCAAGACAAGCUUGGGCUAAGCCAACCUAGCAAAGUGAUAGAUUGGUUGCUUGAAGCCACCAAAUUCGACAUUGACAAACUCCCUCCACUUCAAUUCCCUCAGGGUUUUGCUCAAUUUCAUCAUCCACAAACCCUACUUCCCUUUCAUGGAUCAAGUGCUGCAUCUCAACUUUCACUUGGACCCUUAUGUGAUGCUAGCUCCACAUUAGUAAGGGAUGGGGGAAUUCAAAACCUCAUGGCAAAAUCAAGGUAUUGGGAAAAUAUGGAUUCAAUAUCAAGGUUGAAAGGCAAGGAAGCUGAAAAGGGCAAGUGGAUCAAAACAAAUGAGCAAGAGAAUCAAGAUGGUUACAAUGACUUGCAAGUUUCUACUCAGAGGCUUUUUCCAAUGGGUAGUAGUGCUACCACUACUCACUCUCUUUUACCUGGUUUGUUAAACAACACUAUGUCAUAUAACUCCUACAAUUCUGAGCCUUCUAGUUUGUCUUUAUCCCAAUUUGGAAGCCAUGGAUUUUUCCCUUCUCAGCAGGUAGAUCCAAAUAAUCCAAGCAAUGGUAAUGGUGUGCAAUUCCCAUCUUCUUUGCCAUUGCCACCAUCUGGUUCUCAAUUUUUGUUUGGUUCAUCUUCUGCUACACCGUCAAUUUUCACUACCUAUGCUUCGUUUACAACACCUUCAGUAGACAAUGAUCCUAGACAGUUCAACCACAUUCAGUUCUUGAACUCAGGUUCUCAACUCUUGCCUCAUCAUCCUCUCAUUCCAUCUCUUCACUCGUUCAAUUCACCUGUCAGACCCUUCCCAGCAACACCCUUUAGUUCAAAGCUUUUGGCUUCAGAUAGCAACAACGACAACAGUCGUAGCCAACAAGACAAGGGUAGCACUUCUUGAAUCUCCUCACCACUGUCCUUCAUCAGAUGUUAGGUUGAUAGCUCUAUAUUGCAGACCUUAAUAUUAUGCAAAGGAAGUGAGCAAGUAUUCUUCAUGUAAUCACUCAAGAAGUUAAAGCACAUUAUAUUUUAUAGGCUUUCAACCAAGGUAAGUACAUUCAAGUAUGGCAAUUGCUAGCUAUACCUAUGGGAUGAAUAUAUUUUGUACUUGAAUCUUUGAGAUUUCCUCUAUACCUUGUUGAAAAAUCAUUCUGGGUACAAGUAAGAAUAAGUACCAACCUAAAUAGAGUUCUUUUUCUUGUAUGCAUAUAUAUGAUUUCCAUCAUUUGAUUUAA
This is a messenger RNA of Cajanus cajan (pigeon pea), 1833 nucleotides long. Its product is annotated as transcription factor TCP5. NCBI's taxonomy places the organism in Eukaryota, Viridiplantae, Streptophyta, Magnoliopsida, Fabales, Fabaceae. The record is from RefSeq and is a predicted model, not a curated record. Gene Ontology annotation, cellular component: nucleus. Gene Ontology annotation, molecular function: DNA-binding transcription factor activity; sequence-specific DNA binding.